AUGGGGAGUGGCACCUCCAGCCAGCAUCAUUUUGCUUUCCAGAAUGCAGAGAAAGCCUUCAAGGCAGCCGCCCUGAUCCAGAGGUGGUACCGGCGAUACGUGGCCCGCCUGGAGAUGAGGCGCCGCUGCACCUGGAGCAUCUUCCAGUCCAUAGAGUACGCGGGGCAGCAGGACCAGGUCAAGCUCCACGAUUUCUUCAGUUACCUCAUGGAUCACUUCACCCCCAGCAGCCACAACGAGAGGGACUUCCUGAACCGCAUGUUCACUGAGGAGAGAUUCCCCGAGGACGCCGAGACCGACAGGAGCAGCGACUACGAGUCCAUAGAGGUCCCCGACAGUUACUCGGGCCCGCGCCUGUCCUUUCCGCUGCUCCCCGCCCAGGCCACCGCCCUGGUGGAAGCUUUCCGGCUGAAACAACAGCUCCAUGCUCGCUAUGUCUUGAACCUUUUGUAUGAAGCCAAGAAACAUCUGGUACAGCUGCCAAACAUCAACCGGGUCUCCACCUGCUACAGUGAGGAGGUCACAGUGUGUGGAGAUUUGCACGGACAGUUGGAUGACUUAAUAUUUAUAUUUUAUAAGAACGGCCUUCCGUCACCAGAGCGGGUGUACGUGUUCAACGGUGACUUUGUGGACCGGGGCAGUGAUUCAGUAGAGAUCCUGAUGGUCCUUUUUGCCUUCAUGUUGGUUUACCCAAAAGAGUUCCAUCUCAACCGAGGAAACCACGAGGACCACAUGGUGAACUUACGAUAUGGCUUCACCAAGGAAGUGAUGAAUAAAUAUAAGGUACAUGGCAGGAAAAUACUAAGGACCCUGCAAGAUGUUUUCUGUUGGCUUCCCCUGGCCACUCUGGUUGACGAGAAAGUUCUGAUUCUUCAUGGUGGGGUGUCAGACACCACUGACCUGGAGCUUCUGGACAAACUAGACAGGCACAAGAUUGUCUCCACCAUGAGGUGCAAAACGAGGAAGGAGAGCGAGAAACAGACGGAGAGGAAGAGAGGAGCCGCGCCGGCCAGCCCGGCGGACAGACCCGUGCCCUGGUUCCUCCCGCAGAGCCGCUCGCUGCCCGCCUCGCCGCUCCGGCCCGGCUCGGACCCGGCCUGCAAGGCCGGCCGCUCCUGCAGCAUCCCCUGCGCCGCGCCCGCCGGCCCCCGGGAGCUGCAGGUGCGGCGCUCCGUGGACCUGGAGCUGGAGCGCUGCCGCCUACAAGCCGGCUUCCCCGCCCUCCGCGAGCGCGACGAGCCCGCGCCCCGCGCCCCCGACGCCGACACCGCGGAGCUGCUGGCGCCCACCCAGGAGGAGUGGAGGCAGGUUGUCGAUAUCCUGUGGAGUGAUCCUGUGGCUCAGGAGGGCUGCAGGGCCAACACUGUGCGAGGCGGAGGCUGCUAUUUUGGUCCUGAUGUGACAGAACAGUUGCUACAGAAAUACAACCUGCAGUUCCUGAUCCGGUCACAUGAAUGCAAGCCCGAAGGCUACGAAUUCUGCCAUGGCCGCAAGGUAUUAACCAUCUUUUCUGCCUCCAACUACUAUGAAGUUGGCAGUAACAGAGGGGCCUAUGUCAAACUAGGACCAGCCCUGACCCCACAUAUCGUGCAGUACCAAGCUAACAAGGCGACCCACACGCUAACCAUGAGGCAAAGGAUUAGCAGAGUAGAGGAAUCCGCUCUGAGAGCUCUUCGAGAAAAAUUAUUUGCUCAUUCCUCAGAUCUUCUUGGUGAAUUUAAGAAGUAUGAUGUAGAAGCAACUGGUUUGAUCCCCCUGAGCGACUGGGCGGCAGCCGUGGAGUCCGUGCUGCGGCUGGGCCUGCCCUGGCGCAUGCUGCGGCCGCAGCUGGUGAGCAGCUCGACAGAUAACGCGCUGGAAUACAAGUCCUGGCUGGACGACUUGGCCAAAGAGCAACUGAGCCACGAGAACAUACAGUCCAGUUUGCUGGAAAAACUGUAUAGAAACCGAUCCAACCUGGAGACCAUUUUUAGGAUCAUAGACAGUGAUCAUUCAGGGUUCAUCUCCCUGGAUGAGUUCAGACAGACCUGGACGCUGUUCAGCUCUCACAUGAAAAUCGACAUCACGGAUGACUGCAUCUGUGGCCUUGCUCGGAGCAUCGAUUUCAACAAGGACGGCCACAUCGACAUCAACGAGUUCCUGGAGGCCUUCCGCCUUGUGGAGCAGUCCUGCUCAGAGCGCGAUGCCUCAGGCUGCCCACAAGCCACACACACUAAUGACAGGCACCACGGCAGCCCGGAUGCGCGCUAGGAGCAGCCUGGUCGCCGUCGCCCACGGUGCCUCACAGGCAGGCUGAGCAUGUGGCUGGAACACCUCCCUGCUCUGUGUGGAUUGGGGGACUUCAU
This is a messenger RNA of Otolemur garnettii (small-eared galago), 2345 nucleotides long. It is a transcript of the gene PPEF2, whose product is annotated as protein phosphatase with EF-hand domain 2. Gene Ontology annotation, cellular component: nucleus; cytosol. Bases 1 to 2250 code for a protein of 749 amino acids. Gene Ontology annotation, biological process: negative regulation of MAPK cascade; detection of stimulus involved in sensory perception. Lineage: Eukaryota; Metazoa; Chordata; Mammalia; Primates; Galagidae. The transcript has 16 exons. The record is from RefSeq and is a predicted model, not a curated record. Gene Ontology annotation, molecular function: Hsp90 protein binding; calcium ion binding; manganese ion binding.